Messenger RNA from Blumeria graminis f. sp. triticale, 192 nucleotides. NCBI's taxonomy places the organism in Eukaryota, Fungi, Ascomycota, Leotiomycetes, Helotiales, Erysiphaceae. The record is from the annotation of a GenBank genome assembly.
AUGUUAGUGUGGCCAAAGGUUUUUCUGUUUUCCUUUUGUUGGAUAUUAACAGGUGAGAGAAGGGUGAAAGUCCCUAGCACCAAGAUCUCGAAUAUUACCAGCGAAUGCACUCAAUACAUGAGUAGCCCAAUUGUCAAACUGAAUUAUCGUCGUAGAUGGUCGUCGGGGAAGCCAGUCUUCUCCGUGUCAUGA